GUGUAAUGUACAUCAAGAAUGUCGCACUUGUUUGAGCCAUGGCUUUGAGUGUUCCAUCAGUUCCUCGCUCGCUACCGCCUCCAACAAGCGAUCGGCAAGAGGUUAAGGCAGUGUUGGCAGCUCAAGAUGUGGAGUCCAAUGCCCUCAAGGCGCAAUUGGCGGAUGCGCAGCGUGAAAGCUGUGGCACUCAGCAGUAAUCGGUCACGCACACGUGCGCAGAAUAAUAUCAUGCAGUGAUAACCAGUUUAUUGUGGAGGUGAAAACUGUUUUGCACUUGGUGGAUAUCCAUACUCAGAUUUGCCUGGUCAGGUGUAGGUGGAGUCGCUUUUCUUUGGUGUUUGUUGCGGUCCAAGUUGUAAAUAAUUUUGAAUAUGUCUUGCAGCACAGACUUUGAGUGAGGGCAUGGAAAUCUUUGAUUUUACAUUGUUUCAAACAAUUUCUUCACAGCAGAAGGAACGAUAUAUGACAUAUGACAUUAUAUGACUCAUUUCGCAUGUGCGAAAAGGGCAGCAAUGCUUAAUACAGUACAUAAGUGCUUGCAUGGAGUGUGCAUAGAUGUGCAUUGUGCAUGCACGUUGGCUUUCGUUGUCACCCCAUAGUCGUCUAGUUACGACUUGCUGUGGACUGCUUCAACCGCUGGUGGUUUCCAACGCGUGAGGCCGCCGCUUGAAGCACAAGCUGUGGGACCUUGAGGGGGAGCUCAAAGUGGCCAACGAGGCCACUAGUUCGGCAGAAGAACGCCUGAGCGCACAUGCAGAGCGCCAAGAGUUGCUGCUAUCGGCAGGUGUCGAGCGCACCGGUGUGGAGAGGGUGAAGCUGGAAGAAGAGCUACAGCGCAUGGAAAGAUUACUUUGGGAGCGAGACCAGGACAUUCGCACCUUGCGACACCGAGCCCAAGAACUCGAAUCCAGCCAGUUGCAUUUGGAUCUGGAGAUGCGGGGGCUGCAUGCCGCGAAAGAGACAAGCACCUCCCAGGCCCACGAGCUCAGCGGAAGCAUCUCAGAGCUCUUGCACAAGAAGCUGCACAAGGCAGAAGUCCAAAAGCACGGUAGCGUUGACUUUGGCUUCGACUUUGGCGCCGCAGCAUCACAGCGGGAAGCGAAGAGGCUGCAAGAAACCACCAAACUCCUGGAAACCAAGCGGCAGGAGCACGCCACCCUUCAGCAUCGAGCCGAGCAGGCUGCUGCUGAAGCACGUCGUUUGGAGGCAGAAGAAGCUUCGCUCCAUCAUCGAGUCCAACUCUUCGAGAAGGAGUUACGAGAGAAGCAGGGUCAGAUGGAGCAGCAUGACAAGCAAGCUGUGCAUGAAGGGGCCCUGCUGCGGGGGCAUCUAGACGAACUGCGCCAGGCAGUGGCCAAGGAACAGAAAGGCUUCAUGACAGCUGAUCACUUGGCAGUCUUGAAGCCUCACGUCUCGGAAGAGACACGAGCAGCCAAAGAAGAAGUCCAGUCAAUUCUGGCGAUGAUCCCAGAGCUGGAUGCAGCGCUGCGAGUCCGGAAGCAACACGUCUACAGUGCAGAGGUCCACUCUGAUUCCAUCGAUGUGGCGCUUCAUGCAGUGCUGCGCAGCGGAACAGCGGCCCCAGGGUUGGUGUGUCGCUUGGGUCACGCGGACUAUAUGAUCGGUCCACAUCGUGUUCAUCUCCUUGCAGGGCCAGGUGGCACUUUGCUCUAUAGCAAGGACGGUGAGCAGGCGCAGCAGAUCACCAACUUGCUUCAUGAGCAGGCGCAGCAGCACGCUUCUGCAGCCCAUCCUCAUCAAGAUUUCUGAGCGCAUGUCCUAUCGAAGUUUUUGGGGCCCUACGCCCCUUGGCCAAGGGUUUGGAGGAGUCUGUCGCAGACUAGAGGCACUCUUCACUCUCUUCGCUUGUCCACGGGUUUGUGUAAAGGGUUGUGAGAAGACCCGUG
Messenger RNA from Durusdinium trenchii, 1907 nucleotides. Lineage: Eukaryota; Dinophyceae; Suessiales; Symbiodiniaceae. The record is from the annotation of a GenBank genome assembly.